This is a messenger RNA of Camellia sinensis, 1311 nucleotides long. RefSeq names its product LSD1 zinc finger family protein (gene LSD1). NCBI's taxonomy places the organism in Eukaryota, Viridiplantae, Streptophyta, Magnoliopsida, Ericales, Theaceae. The record is from RefSeq and is a predicted model, not a curated record.
UAUUAUACUUGGCAACAAGAACAACAAAAAUUGAAACAUAAAUAGAAAAAAAGUUUUCCAAUUUUAAUAAUAUAUUCUUCUCAUCGACAGAUUCUAGAUAUUCUUUCUUCUUCCCCAAACACGAUCAUCUCGCUGAAGGGAAGAACUUGAAAUCUUCAUCGAGAAGAAUAUAUAUAUAUAUAUAUAUAUAUAAUAAUCCUAACCCUAAUCCUAAUCCAAAUCCAAUUCCAAUUCCAAAUCCAUUUCCGUUUCCCAAUCGGAAAAUCUAAUUCCCCUCUUUGGAAAAUCCAAUUUUCGCAGACAAACCUCGAUCGAUCAUCGUUCCCAAAUCUCCCAAUUCUGACUCUCUCUCCCCUAAUCAUUUCCGUCUAGGGCAUAUUUCAAUUUCACAUCGGAUUGGUCACUUUGACUCGAAGUUUUGAGGAGCCUCAUCUCUUGAUAUGCAGAGCCAGAUAGUGUGCAGUGGUUGUAGGAGCAUUCUUCUUUACCCUAGAGGAGCAUCAAAUGUCUGCUGUGCAUUAUGUAAUGCAAUAACCUCAGUCCCGCCUCCUGGAAUGGAGAUGUCUCAGCUCAUAUGUGGAGGUUGCCGUACAUGGCUUAUGUAUACACGUGGGGCUACAAAUGUGAGAUGCUCCUGCUGUCAAACAGUGAACCUUGCACCAGCGUCUAACCAACUUGCUCAUGUUAACUGUGGAAAUUGCCGUACAACGUUGAUGUACCCUUAUGGAGCUCCAUCCGUCAAAUGUGCCAUUUGCCACUACAUUACAAAUGUUAAUAUGGGCAAUGUGAGGGUUCCCAUUCCUAUGCACAGACCAAAUGGGGCAACUACCCCUGCAUCAAUGCCCUCCACUUCAGCAGCAAUGCCUCAUUCUCAGACCCAAACCGUUGUUGUCGAGAAUCCCAUGUCGGUCGAUGAAAGUGGCAAAUUGGUGAGCAAUGUUGUUGUUGGCGUCACGACGGACAAGAAGUGAUCAAAGCAAAUUCCAUGAUUCAUCCUGUGGAAUAUUAAUUAAUGGGUUAUUAGUUCGGAAUUAUUGUUUCCUAAAGCUGUGAAGAGGGAUGUGGAGAUAUGUGUGCAUAUUAGAAUGGAAUUGGCUAUUAUUAAUGUUAUUACAACAUUGGGGAUAUAUUGAGUUUUUGAAGAAAUUGAGACUGUUUGGCUUAUAUUGAGAGGAUAGUAACUGGAAAAGAUGAUGUGUUUGUGUGAUGCUGUAUUGAAUAAUUUGUUUGGAACAUAAUUAUUUCUAUCAGUGCUCAUAAAAUCUCUGGCAAUUGGAAAAUUAUUUUCAAUGGAGAUGCCAUUUUUCUUGA